AUGCUUGACAAGCUGCGUUGGGACAUCAAAAUGAGGGAGAGGGCAAUUGCAGAGCUGGAAAGAGCAACACAGGAAGAAGUAAAUGAAAAAAAGGAGGAUAGUUGGAGCAAUUUGAGUGAGAUUUAUAGAAAUCAUCUCUCGGAGGUUUCACAGCUGAACGUAAAGAUAAAGCAGCUUCGUGAGGCCAUCAAAGCAGAAGGGGCAGAGACAGUCGAAGGCACUGGGACUGAUGUGGCAGAGCUGGGGACUCAGACCGAUGUAGAGUUCAUAGAUAAAGGGACUCAGAAAGAGGCAGGGACUCAGACAGAGAUUGGGUUUGUAGAGAUUGGGACUCAGACAGACGUAGCAUCUGCUGAGCGAGGGACUCAGACAGACCCAGCCCUCUCAGAGACUCUCUCAGAGAAUCAUCCGGAUGGAGACGGAACACAGGGCCUCCCCACUUCAGUCCACCUGCAGGAACACGAAAACUCUCACUCUCAGGGAACGCCUUGA
This is a messenger RNA of Knipowitschia caucasica, 492 nucleotides long. Lineage: Eukaryota; Metazoa; Chordata; Actinopteri; Gobiiformes; Gobiidae. The record is from the annotation of a GenBank genome assembly.